Messenger RNA from Amoebophrya sp. A120, 1429 nucleotides. The record is from the annotation of a GenBank genome assembly. Lineage: Eukaryota; Dinophyceae; Syndiniales; Amoebophryaceae.
CGAAUUUCAGGAGAUGGGACGGACAUUGUUGAAUUUGUAGCUGCUGAUAGUUGUCGAACUACAUAUGAAUUACCCUCAGUAUUCAAUCGAAAGGAAGAAAGGACUACGAAACCAUAAGCGCCGUACGACCUUACAACUGAAUCAGAAGGAACCUCCCCAAUAGAACACAACGAAGAACAUGGCGACCUCAACUUCAGCGACUACUUCCUCGGGCCCCUUGCUGCACGAGAGCAAUGUGCACCACGAUUUGGUGGACAGCUUACUCUACAUCGAGGGCAAAGCGGACCCGAAUAGCGCCGAAGCGCGACUGGUGGACGAACUCGUUGCGGAGGAAGUGCGACAGAAGGCGGCAGAACAUAGCCCCUCAAACAAUGAUACCACCAGCCACGACACGCUGGAAGCCGGCGCGAAUAUUUUCAUCCAGUCGCUGGGGAAGAGCUCUAAUCACUUGUUCACCCGUGCGGACGAGUUGCAGCUCGAGGCGGCCGGACAGUUUGUGGACGAGCCCGCGGAAAUCAGCGAUAGUAAGGGUGUCUCGCGAGACUUGUUGAAGCAGGAAUUUUACCGGAUCAUGGCGAAGCAGCAGGGCAUGCAGAAGUUGGACAACACCAAGUACCAAAAUCUCGAUGGUCCAGAUCAAUUUUCCCAGGGCACCGAAGCCGCCUGGAAGGACGCGCUGCGCAACGCCCGGCUCAUGGCCGGGUGCAACGAUUUGCGGUUGGCAAAUCUGGAGCUGUUGCUGGAGUCCGGCCCGAAAGCGGCCGCGGAAGUCAGAAAGGCAAACCAGAGCCUCGAGGGACAGCUCACGCAGGAGGUACUAAUGUUACAUAUGGUUACUUUUCAUCAUGAUAAUGAUUUCUGUGAUUUUCGGUGUCGUGAGCUACUAUCCUAGGUUUCAAUUUGAAGAUGAAAUACCAAAAGCAAAGUAGACCCGUAUUUUACCAAAAACCACACGCCCACAGGUAGCCCAACUCCGCAAAGAGGCGGAAUCGAUCAAUCAGAAGCGGAAACUGGGCCAGAUUUCGGGGCAAAGCGAGCUGAAGGACUUGCAAGUGAGUCACGACCGGUACCUGGAUGACAACCGAAAAGUGGAAGCCGCGGUGCUCGGGCUCCGAAAAGAAACGGAACGUCUCAAGCGGAUGGCGAAAAAGCGGAAAGUGCUGCCCAACGACUGGCGAGAUCCCACGAUUAACGACGCGCCCAAGCCACUACAGAGUUACGAAAUCGUCAACAGCAGCGCAGCAGAGGGCGGGGAGGCAGAAAACGGGCCUCAGGAACUAAAUAACCGACCCGCAAUUGAUCCAGAUGAUUUGUGAAGACAACAUGAUAGAGAUGAAGAAAGACGAUCAAAUGUUAUACCACACACGUUAUGACUUCUCUUUGCCCCUAGUUGUGUCACGAAAGCAUUGAACAUCAAAACUAAAUGAGG